AUGGCUAGAAACUUGCGCUCCAAAAUCCCGCAGUCCGAUACCCUAAUCAUAUGCGACGCCAACCCAAAAGCCACCCAGCAAUUUGUCCAGGAACAACCCAGCAGCCUCAAGGUGGAGGUUGCGACUAGCCCUCAACAGGUGGCUCUUGAAUCGGAAACAAUCAUAACUAGUCUCCCCGAACCCCGCCAUGUCAAAGACGUCUUCCACAUCAUCCUAAAAGGCGGCCUCCCAAAACUGCCGUCAGACAAAGACCGCCUCUUCAUCGACUGCUCGACAAUCGACCCCACUUCCUCUCGCGAAGUCGCAAACGCAGUACACUGCACGGGCGCUGGCAAAUUCGUAGAUGCACCCAUGUCCGGCGGAGUCGUGGGUGCCAAGGCCGGCACGCUCACCUUCAUGCUCGGUGCCUCCUCCAAGGUUUCCGGACUCGCCCAGCGCGCUGAGGAAGUGCUCCUGCUCAUGGGCAAGAAGGUGUGGCACCUGGGCGAGCAGGGGGCCGGACUCUCGGGGAAACUAGCCAACAACUACCUCCUCGCCAUCCAGAACAUCGCGACAGCGGAAGCGAUGAACCUCGGGAUUCGUUGGGGGCUAGAUGCGAAGACACUAGGCCAAAUGAUCAAUUCGUCCACGGGGAGGUCAUGGUCGAGUGAGGUGAAUAAUCCCGUGCCGGGAGUGGUGGAGACAGCGCCCGCAUCGAGGGAAUAUGCCGGCGGGUUUGGAGUUUCAUUGAUGAAAAAGGAUCUUCGGCUUGCCGUGGAAGCGGCCAAGGAGGCGGGAACGCCGUUGAAGCUUGCGGAGAAGGCUCAGCAGGUCUAUAAGGAGACGGAGGAGGGGUAUCCUGGGAAGGACUUUUCAGUGGUGUAUAAAUAUUUGAAGGAUAUGUCGCGAUAG
Histoplasma capsulatum G186AR is the source of this 891-nucleotide messenger RNA. RefSeq names its product 3-hydroxyisobutyrate dehydrogenase. Gene Ontology annotation, cellular component: mitochondrion. The transcript has 2 exons. Gene Ontology annotation, biological process: L-valine catabolic process. Lineage: Eukaryota; Fungi; Ascomycota; Eurotiomycetes; Onygenales; Ajellomycetaceae. The coding region runs from base 1 to 891 and encodes 296 amino acids. The record is from RefSeq and is a predicted model, not a curated record. Gene Ontology annotation, molecular function: NADP binding; 3-hydroxyisobutyrate dehydrogenase activity; NAD binding.